Trematomus bernacchii (emerald rockcod) is the source of this 364-nucleotide messenger RNA. Its product is annotated as ATP-binding cassette sub-family E member 1. Gene Ontology annotation, biological process: translational initiation; ribosomal subunit export from nucleus; translational termination. Lineage: Eukaryota; Metazoa; Chordata; Actinopteri; Perciformes; Nototheniidae. The record is from RefSeq and is a predicted model, not a curated record. Gene Ontology annotation, molecular function: ribosomal small subunit binding; ATP binding; iron ion binding.
AUGUUAUGGAGGUUCUCUCAAAAGUCCCUGAGGUUCAGACUGCCGAUCCCUCGCCCCGGGGAGGUUCUGGGUCUCGUCGGGACCAACGGGAUCGGGAAAUCCACGGCUCUGAAGAUCCUCGCUGGAAAACAGAAACCAAACCUGGGCCGGUUCGAUAAUCCUCCCGACUGGCAGGAGAUCCUGACGUACUUCAGAGGCUCGGAGCUGCAGAAUUAUUUCACCAAAAUCCUGGAGGACGACCUGCGGGCCAUCGUCAAACCGCAGUACGUCGACCAGAUCCCCAAAACCGUCAAGGGGUCAGUAGGCUCCAUCCUGACCAGGAAGGACGACACGGAAACACAAACCAUCGUCUGCAAACAGCUAG